Pyrgilauda ruficollis (rufous-necked snowfinch) is the source of this 1837-nucleotide messenger RNA. It is a transcript of the gene LRRC14, whose product is annotated as leucine rich repeat containing 14. Lineage: Eukaryota; Metazoa; Chordata; Aves; Passeriformes; Passeridae. Gene Ontology annotation, cellular component: cytoplasm. The transcript has 4 exons. The coding region runs from base 566 to 1432 and encodes 288 amino acids. The record is from RefSeq and is a predicted model, not a curated record.
ACCAAUUAAAAGUAAAGAAUCCGCCCCCAAGGCGGGUUUAGAUAGCUGAUUGGUUACCACAACGCGCAGACACGGAAGUGAAGGUUCCGUACGGGCAGGGGGCAGGCAGGCAGUGACCGGAGGGCGCCAUGUUGCGGGGCACGGCGGCGCCGCUUUUGGAGGAUCCCUGAGGGCACUUGGGAAUAAUUUGGGGAUCCCUGUGGGAAUUUCCAGAUCCCCGGAGGGUGGAAUUUGGCAUCCCUGUGGGAAUUUCCAGAUCCCCGGGAGGGGUUUGUGAUCCCUGUGGGAUUUUGGGGUGUCCCGGUUGGGUUGGGGCACUCCGGGACCCCCGUUUUGGGGAGCGGCGCUGAGGGGUCCCCUCACAACCGCCGCCAUCUUAUCCCGGCUUCGGGAUAUCUUCGGAUUUGUGGAUUUUUUGGUUCUCCACCAUCCAAAAGCUCCCCAAAUCCCCACAGCCCGCCCAAAAUCCCGACUUUUCUUCACGAUAUCCUCACAUUUGGGGAUUUUUUUGAUUCUCCACCAUCCAAAAGGUCCCUAAAUCCCCACAGCCCCCAACCAAAACUCCAUGGAUUCCCUCCUCUUCCUCUGCGCCCGCCGCAUCGUCGCCCACCACCCCCUGCCCAUCCUGCCCGCCCUUCCCGCCCACCUCUACCCCAUCCUCUUCCAAGCGGCGUUCCUGGACGGGAGACCCCUGGUCCUGCGGGAUUUGGUGGCCGCUUGGCCUUUCCCGGUGCUCAACUUCCAGCGGCUCGUGGGGCGCCGGGAGCUGCUCCGGGACCAUCCCUGCAAGCUCUGCGUCCAGGCCGUCAUCCUGGCCGUGGUGGCGCAGCUCCGGCGGCAGCUGGAAGAGCCCGGACACGACGCCAGCGACCUCCAGGCUCCGUUGGAAAGCUUGGAAUUGGCCUUCUGCUCCCUCGUUCCCGCCGACCUCGCCUUCCUCUCCCAAAGCUUCCACGCUCCGGCCCUCAAGAGGUUGGAUCUGAGCGGCCACGACUUCUCCCAAGGCCUCCUGGAGCCGCUGCGGCUGCUCCUGGAGGAAACCUCGGCCUCGCUGCUGCACCUGGAUCUCAUGGAAUGCCGCAUGGCCGACUCCCACCUGGACGCGCUGCUGCCCACGCUGCGGCGCUGCUCCCGCCUGCGCUUCCUGGGACUCUACGGCAAUUCCCUGUCCACGGCCGCGCUCAAGGAUCUGCUCCAGAAAACCUUGGAGCUGCCCGAUCUCCACCUGGUCGUGUAUCCCUUCCCCGUGGAUUGCUACAAGCCGGAGCCGCCGUCGGAAUCCGGGUGGAAUUUUGAGGAACCCGUGGACGAGGAACUUUUGGCGGCGGUCAACGCUGAGUUUUCCCAAAUGUUGGUGAAUUCCGGGAGGACCGACCUCGUCUGGACUUACAAUCCCUAUGGCCACGGAACCCUGGACUACUUCUCCUUGUGAUUUGGGAAAACCCUUGGACAACUUCUCCUUGUGAUUUGGGAAAAGCUCGGAGCCUCCAUCGCGGAAAAGCGCCGCCGCCUCCUUCCCAAAAUCCGGGCGUUCUCUGCCUCAUCCCGGUGCUUUUCCGCCUCAUCCCGGUGCUUUUUUCCUUUCAUUUUGGUGCUUUUCUGCCUGGUUUUUCUAUUUUUUCCAUCCUCAAGUUUUGUGUCUUAUUUUAGGAUUUUUCCAUCCCGAUAUUUUCCCCCUCAUCCCGAUAUUUUACCGUCCAAUUUUGGUGUUUUCCCACCUCAACCCCGAAGUUUUUCCCGGAACUUUUAUUGCCAUGUCCAUAGGGAAAAAGCCCUUGAAUGCCCUUAAUUCAUAUGGGACAUUAAUUAAUUUUAAAAUAAAUGUUAAUUAAUUAUG